Molecule: messenger RNA, 2078 nt
Organism: Chanos chanos (milkfish)
Lineage: Eukaryota; Metazoa; Chordata; Actinopteri; Gonorynchiformes; Chanidae
Gene: tspy
Product: testis specific protein Y-linked
Exons: 7
Coding region: 308-2014 (568 amino acids)
Biological process (GO): nucleosome assembly
Cellular component (GO): nucleus
Source: RefSeq, a predicted model, not a curated record
GGUUUGGAAAUUAUUUUACGAACAUCAGUGUAUAAGUGAAAACAAUCGUAUGUUAUAAAAAACAAAUGUAGCAUUAUGAGCAGCAUUAUACUUAAUUCAUUUAGAUAUAUCGUUAUUCUGCUAGCGAACUAGCAUGCUAUUCAGCUAGGCCGCUAGAAUUUACGCAGAGGAGAGGAUAACUUGGCAGUAAGCGAUUCUGAAAGGUUUACUAGCAUGAAAGCUAAGCCUUGUAUUAGUUAAUGGAAAUUUAGCUAGUUGGUUGCGUUCCUUAUUUUACUGUUAGGGAAUUAUCUCGCCAGAAAAUAACAUGAGUACUCAAUCGGACAGCAACAAGCGGUCCGAAUCAAAGAAGCGAAGCUUUAGCCCAGAGCCAGGGUCUGAGUCCCCACUUUCAAAGCAGGCUAAAGUAGAUGCUUUAGAAGAGCCAGGUCCAGUUAAAGGGCACGUUAAAGACGACGGACAGGGGCAGAGUGAGACUGGUGACUUGGAAGAAAAUCCAGAACUUCGUGAAGUGACUGGACAGACGGAACAAGAACUCAAGUCUGCAACUGCUAAUUCAGCAAAAGAUGACAAAAUUAAAGACGCUCAGGAGCGCAAGAGAGGAGACACGGAGGAUGCGCAAACACCAAAUGGCAAAAGUGGAGACGCCGAUGGAUGCGCUAAAAAAUCUGCACUCUCAACUUCCCAAGAGCAAUCAGAUUCAAGGGCUAUCGCAGCGGCAGAAGUGCUGGCAAGUUUAACUAGAGGGAACGAGGACGAAGACAAUGAAGAAUUGCCUUGUUCUUCAAAGCAAGCUGGCCAUGAAGGAUCUAGAGGUAAAUCGAGCCGACUUGUCUGUACUAAAGAGAGCUCUAAACCCGACAGAGGUCAACAGGCAGAAGCGGCGGUCGCAGAUAGUUCUUCAUCUCUGUUAAAUCGGUCCGACAGAGAAGGCGCAGAGCAAAUGUCUUACAUGAAUGAAGAGGAUGAUUCCCUACAUGGAUCUUCAUCUACGCCUAGCUCUUCUCUUGCUUCUGAGAACGAUGAUAACGAGGAUGGUGAGUGCGCCAUAGUUUCGGUGAAAAUGGCGCCAGAGAUACGGCAGUCUGUGGCCCUUCUUGCACAGGUACAGAUGCGUCUAGACGCAUUGGAGAAGAAAGGCGCGCGACUUCACCAGCGUCUCGAGCUCAAGUUGGGUAGGCAGCGGCGCCCGCACUUGGACCAGCGCAGCGCCAUCACCCAAGCCAUCCCAGGCUUCUGGGUCACGGCACUUCUGAAUCAUCCUCAUCUAUCAGCACACAUUGAUGAAAAUGACGAAGAUGCCCUCAGCUACAUGACCAACUUGGAGAUCGACACUUUCAAGAACAACAAACUUGGCUACCGGAUUAGCUUCCAUUUUAGACGGAAUCCAUACUUCCAAAACAAUGUUAUAGUGAAGGAAAUCCACCUGGGGACAAGAGGUUCCCCGGUGUCUUUCUCAAACCCAAUCCUUUGGCACAGAGGACAGAAUUUGACAGGAAACGGUGAACCGAGGCGUACGGCACGUGGGGUUUACCAGAGUUUUUUCAACUGGUUCAGUGACCAUAGCAACCCUGGCCGAGAUGACCUCGCGCAGAUCUUGAAGGAUGAUCUGUACAGAAACCCUCUCAGAUACUAUUUAACUCCUUUAUGGGAACCCAGAGAAAACGGCAGUGCACCCAAAGCUUCUGACAACAGCAACGGAGACGAGUGUGUGGUGAUCUCAGACUCAGACGAUGACAACCAGGAGGAAGCCGGUCACAGACUGCGUAUGGAGCGAGAGGAAGAGGAUGAUGACGAAGAAGAGGACGACGAAGAGGAGGAGGAGGAAGAAGAGCAAGUCGCAGACUCUGACGACAGUGACCGGGGUGCUGGAGACUCCUCAUAUGAGGAAAAGGAGGAAGAGGAGGUGGAUGUAGAGGAGGUGGAUGAGUCGCAUGACUCAGGGGGUUGUGAGGUGAGAGAAGAGGAGCAGGUUGAGGAGGACGUUGACGUUGACGACGAGGAUGAGGGCUAAAAACAGCCCGUAACGUUUUCUCCAUCGUACUAAGCAGAGGAAGCUCAGUUAACUUUUUUUUUGU